GUCGAAAAUCGUUGCUAACCGAAGCCAAAAGGCUCCUAGUACAAUUAAGAAACAAGCUGAAAUAAAAUUUACUGCGAAUUUUAUUAUUACGAACGAAAAAUAAUAAGCAUAAUAUACAUAGAUACACAAUACAGAUAAAAUUGUAGUCCAGAAGUCCUCUUUUAAGCUAUAAACAAAAAUAAAUAAAUAAAAGCAAAGCAAUGCCCCUGCAACCGAUCGAGUCCCCAAAGUGUCCGCGUUGCGGCAAGAGCGUCUACGCUGCUGAGGAGCGUCUGGCCGGCGGCUAUGUAUUCCACAAGAAUUGCUUCAAGUGCUCCAUGUGCAACAAAUCCUUGGACUCCACCAACUGCACAGAGCACGAGCGCGAGCUGUACUGCAAGGUUUGCCACGGACGCAAAUUCGGACCCAAGGGCUACGGCUUCUGCACUGGCGCCGGCACACUCUCGAUCGACAAUGGUCCACAGUUCCAGAACGGUCACGAUGCCGUCAGGAACGGCGCUCGCAUGGAGCCACGCGCCAUUGCGCGCGCUCCCGAAGGCGAGGGCUGCCCCCGCUGCGGCGGCUAUGUGUACGCCGCCGAACAGAUGUUGGCACGCGGUCGCAGCUGGCACAAGGAGUGCUUCAAGUGCGGCACCUGCAAGAAGGGCCUGGACUCCAUACUCUGCUGCGAGGCGCCGGACAAGAACAUCUACUGCAAGGGCUGCUAUGCCAAGCAGUUUGGCCCCAAGGGCUACGGCUAUGGCCAGGGCGGCGGCGCGCUGCAGUCCGACUGCUAUGCCACCGACGACGGUGCUCCGAAUAUGCGUGCCGCCAUCGAGGUGGACAGGAUUCAGGCGCGUCCCGGCGAGGGCUGCCCACGCUGCGGCGGCGCUGUCUAUGCCGCCGAGCAGAAGCUGUCGAAGGGCCGCGAGUGGCACAAGAAGUGCUUCAACUGCAAAGACUGCCACAAGACGCUGGACUCCAUCAAUGCCACCGAUGGCCCCGAUGGCGAUGUCUACUGCAGAACCUGCUACGGCAAGAAGUGGGGCCCACAUGGCUAUGGCUUCGCCUGCGGCUCUGGUUUUCUGCAGACCGACGGCCUGACCGAGGACCAGAUCAGCAACAGUCGCCCCUUCGUCAAUCCGGACACCACCUCGAUCAAGGCACCGGAGGGCGAGGGCUGCCCACGUUGCGGCGGCGCUGUCUUUGCCGCCGAGCAGCAGCUCUCCAAGGGCAAGAUGUGGCAUAGAAAGUGCUACAACUGCACCGAUUGCCAUCGCCCACUGGACUCCGUGCUGGCCUGCGAUGGCCCCGAUGGCGACAUCUACUGCAAGGCCUGCUACGGCAAGCACUUCGGCCCCAAGGGCUUUGGCUAUGGCCACGCUCCCACGCUGGUCUCCACCUCGGGCGAGUCCACCAUGAUGUAUCCCGAUGGCCGUCCAUUGAACGGAGCGCGCACGUCCGGCGGCUGCCCGCGUUGCGGCUUCGCUGUCUUUGCCGCCGAGCAGAUGAUCAGCAAGAGCCGCAUCUGGCACAAGCGUUGCUUCUACUGUUCCGAUUGCCGCAAGUCUCUGGACUCGACGAAUCUUAACGACGGACCCGAUGGCGACAUCUACUGCCGUUCCUGCUACAGCCGCAACUUUGGACCCAAGGGCGUGGGCUAUGGCUUGGGCGCUGGCGCUCUGACAACGUUCUAAUCUGCACUAACCAGCAAUCGUUCCGAUUUAAAUUUGUUUACCCCCCAAUCCCCCCCAAAAAUAAGAUUCUACUAACUUGCUAGCUAGCUUAGUCUUCGGUUUUUUCCAACGAUUUUUUGAUGAACGAUCUGCAGUAACUGCAAACGUUUUUUGUCUUAGGUUAUGUGAGAAAUAAGCUCUAUGAACAAAACAAACAAACAAAUACACACAAAAAAAAUUUAAAAACGCAAAACAAUUUAAUAAAAAUUUUAAAAAUUUAAAAAACCCAAAAAAAAUGAAUGUAUCAAGUUCAGAACUUACGAAAACAAAACUUAAGCAUAAUACGAAUCUUUAUAACGAACGUUAACUAACGAAACAAGUACCGACAAUGGCACAGGCACAAAAAAAAUAUAAAAAAAAUAUAUAAAUAUUAAAAUAUGCAGGCGAACUGAGACGAGCACAGCUAAAGAAUUGUCAACUGUAGCGCAGUUUUAGUUUUUUUUUUUGGAUAUGGAAGCGAAGUGAGCUGCAUUCGUUUUUUUAUUUUCUAUAUACUGUUUAACAAGAAAUUUAUUGCGAAAGUAUGUUAUAUGCUCCAACAUGAUAUUUAUUAUAUAUAAAAUCCAAACAUAUACUACAGAGCUAUUGCUCGCUUAUAAUAAUUAUAACUGAUUUAGUUUUUCUAUAUCUUUAAGUGCUAAUUGCGAAAUAUUAUGAGCAAUGUUCAAAUUCAUGCUACGCUUUGGAUUCGCUCUAUAUAAAACAACACACCCAUACAUAACAAGCAAUAAUAUAUUAUGCCCUGGUGGGUUCCAU
This is a messenger RNA of Drosophila busckii, 2471 nucleotides long. It is a transcript of the gene Mlp84B, whose product is annotated as muscle LIM protein Mlp84B. Lineage: Eukaryota; Metazoa; Arthropoda; Insecta; Diptera; Drosophilidae. Gene Ontology annotation, cellular component: Z disc; nucleus; cytoplasm. Gene Ontology annotation, biological process: sarcomere organization; muscle tissue development. The coding region runs from base 201 to 1676 and encodes 491 amino acids. Gene Ontology annotation, molecular function: structural constituent of muscle; actinin binding. The record is from RefSeq and is a predicted model, not a curated record. The transcript is spliced from 2 exons.